This is a messenger RNA of Cuscuta europaea, 1573 nucleotides long. Lineage: Eukaryota; Viridiplantae; Streptophyta; Magnoliopsida; Solanales; Convolvulaceae. The record is from the annotation of a GenBank genome assembly.
UAUUACAUCAAUACUUUAUUAAUUUUUUUUUAUGCAUUUUUUGUUUACCCCGCCCCCAAUAACUUUGUAUCCUGGAUCCGCCACUGGGAACCCUGACCCUUGUCACUGGCACUGUUUCUGGGGAACAGGCCACUGGUUCCGGCCCUGCUCAGGACGUCCCCACAUCUCGGUUGCUAUUCCCGUAGGCGCCGAGAAAUAGAGAAGGAAGAGGCCCCACACUGCUACUUCUGGCCCUGCAGAUGAUGACACCAGACUAACCCCCUUGGGCGUCCGGCCAUAGAGUGUUGGAGGGAAUUCGCCCUCCACUCGGGGAUUGAGCUGCUCCCCCGUCCAUCCCCUGCUGACAUCAAUAAUGCAUUGAUGACGUGCUUCCAAACUGGCCUUUACAUACUGCAGUCGGAGACCGCCAGGGAUCGGGAUGCCCUCGAGGCCAAGCACCAGGCCGAUGAAGCCCUUAGGGUAGCGCAAGAUGCCGCUCGGCAAGAAAGAGAGGUUGCUGCUCGGAGGGGAGCAGAGCUCCAGGCCGCAUUGGAUACGACCUUUGGGAAGCUUUCCGUUGCUGAGAGGCACGAUUUUGCUUUUACCCCUGUUCCCUUGCCGCCGAGGCGGGGCCCAGUGCGAACGUGGUUCCCCUGGUGUGGGAGUUGGUCAUCUCCGGCUAUGAGUAGUCGGCAGGAUUCAUGGUCACAGCUCGGUGCUACGCACGGGGCGCUGUCGGGGAUUGUUUUGAAGAAGAGCUACAACAGCAGACGAGGAAAGCUCGUCUCGACCAUGGGGUGGAGCUUCUGAAGUGUACUCCGCUCGGCCACAAAUUUCUGCUCAGUCUGGCAGCUGAUAGCUCUGCUAAGGGCUACUACGACGUAGUGGAGUGUAUGAUGCUGCUCCUUAUCAAAGGCUACUGGGGACGGUUGUAAUAACCUGAAAAUUUGAGAGAAUUUGGGAAAUAAUUAAAAUUGUGUUUCAUAUUGUUUACACGGUCUUUAGGUCGUUUAUUAUGUUUUGUUUAGUGUUUGGGACAGAGGGGAGGUCCAAAUGGGGAAGAAACGGGGCAAAAACUAAGGUUUGGAGCGUCUAGGGGUCACACACGGCGUGCGUGGAAGGUACGCACGCGUGCGUUCCUGUUGUAUCCUAAUGCAACUCAAACUUCGGAAAUUCACUAUAAAUACAUCCCUAAUCCGAUUUUCCUCAUUCCAAAAACCCUAGGACCGCCUCUUCAAGCUCUAUCCCUUCCAGCUCUUCAAUAUUAACGUAUCCAGCACGAAAUUUUAUGCCAAUGAUGAGAUCAAACAAUCCAAUAUUCCGGUAAGUGCGUUUGUUGCCUAAUUCGCGUCGUUCAUCCGUUUCCUAAAUUUCCUUCUCCUAAAUUGAGAUCCUUCGAACCUAUCACUUCCUAGGUACGUGAGAAUGAUCCAUCAAACUAGGUUUGACGUUUAGGAUUCGUUGCUAGCCUCGAGGUAAGGACUAUUGCAACCAAAAUUACUAUUUUGCCUCUAUAUUGUAUAAACUAGGGUUUGUGCUAUGAUUUGAGUUUCUUUCUGAAAUUUUAUGGAUAAUUCGGCUAUCAUAGUAUGAG